Messenger RNA from Aegilops tauschii subsp. strangulata, 2437 nucleotides. Lineage: Eukaryota; Viridiplantae; Streptophyta; Magnoliopsida; Poales; Poaceae. The record is from RefSeq and is a predicted model, not a curated record.
CUGCUGGCGUGUGGUGGGCCGUUGGUUUUUUUUUCACGUUCAUAGCUGUUUGGAGAGUGAAUGACAAGUGGGGCUCGUUAUGUGUGGGUCAAAAGAAUGACGUGCCUUUCGUUCAAUUCUGCGUAACAAAAGCAAGAAACCCUAGACAGACGAGGGGUAACAGGAAAAAGUAAAGCAGCCGCCUUAUCUCCUCGCUCGCUCCCUCCUCUCUCCCACGCCGCCCCGUCCCUCUCCCUGCUCGUCCCCUCAUCUCCUCUUUCCUCGACGCCGGCUCCCCUGCUUGCCUCUCCGACCUAGGACAGAGCCUCACCGGCAGCUCCCCCAAGCCGGCGCCCGCUAGCUGCUGGUGUGGAGGCGAGCUUCUCCGACGGCGACGGCGACAAGCUUGUCCAGGUCGCCAUGGCCGGCGACGACGAACGGGAGGGCGGAGGUGUUGCCAUGGCCGCCUUUGCCAAGAGCUCGCACAUCUUCAACCCUCAGCCACGUUAGUUUUGGGGUGGCUAUUUUCUGGAUCCGCUGCUGCCGCGCGCCGUGUGUCUGGAUCAGGCGCAGGUCGCCGCCAUAGGAGAGCAGGGCGGCGUGGUCUUUGUGGUGGGCAUGGAGCAGGGGAGGAUGAGGGCGAUGGCAUGAGGAAAGGAGCAGCAAGGUCGGAGUUCCAGGCGGUGCUGGCCGUCGUCACAUGUCCCCAGUCUAGUGUGCAGAUCUAAGAAAAAAGAGAAGGGGAUGAAUCUUGAGGAAGAGCUUGGUGAAGAACAAGGAGUUGAGAACACAUAUUUUGUAGCUGUUCGUAAUGGCAACGGUGGUAAUCAACGAUGAGAAAAAAGGUCCGAGAUUGGAUUUGUACUAGCAGGUGAUGCCUUAAUUUAGUUCAUGGCAUUAUGGCGGGACGCAUGUGGUAAUUGGUUACAAUGGUGGCUCAUGGAGUUAAAAUUUUGUGUUCUGUACAGAUUUGAGAUGAUAGAAAUUCAAAAUAGUCUUAAUUUUCAGAUCAUGACCACAGCUUGCGGAGUUUCAAAAUCUAAUCUCUAAUUUCCGCAUCAAGCUAAGUGGUCCCGUUGUUUAGCAUUUAGGCACUUUCUAUUUAUUGCUUCAGUGUAAUGUUUAAGGUUGUUGCUUUAACAACGUUUGAUCUAGAUUAUCAGUAAAACACACUCACAAUUAGGUGUUCUUCCUUGGUUAGCUGCCUGCAUUUCUUAUGUUUGAUUGGUUCAAGCCAGUAUGACUCUUUUUCUUUGCCUUUCACAGGGGUCCUUUGCUACUGUUGGUUGUGUCCUUGCUUCUUGGAGAGGAGGGAGCGCAGAUGACUUUGAUGCCAGAAAUAGGGGAGGAACAUAAGGUCAAGUAUCCGUGUUGUUUGGUACCUUAUAGAAGAUGCAUUACGCAAUGGUCUCGGCAAUUUUUCCAUAUUGGGAAAAUGCCAUCUUUCACAAAAUGAAACUAUGCCUACAGAGCUGCUGAGGGAUGCCCUGUAGUGGACUGGCCGAGACUGUCGAGCAUCAGGUUGCAAAUCUCCAGAGGUACAAGGGGCUCAUUGGUAGCCUGGCCUGCUUUUGGUAUAUCAAUGAGGACAUCCCUGACAUAAAUUCGUUUCGUGACAGACGGAGGCUUACAACAUGGGGUGGUCACAUCCAGCGAGGGUGGCGUUCUGUGGAUUCGGCGCCCCCCAUCCCAGCAGCGCGUGGGAGCCGGUGUCUUCGGGAAGAGCUGAGUCUCCUUGCCGGCGACCUCACCAUCUUGCCAGCGACUUCACCUUCACCAGCCCGUCUACAGUUGCUUGAGCUGAAGCAUUGCGAUGAUGAAACGUUAGCUAUUGUUGAUUCUAAACUUGGAAAUGCUAUAAAAGAGAAGCUGAAAAUUGGCUGCGUUCACAACAGUGAUGUGAUGGAGCUAAUGAGAGGGCUCAGAAAUCAGCUUAGUGAGCUUAUAUCUGGGUUGGGCACACAGGACCUUGAUCCAAGGAGCUUGGGACUUUCCCACAGCUUGUCUAGAUACAAGCUGAAAUUCAGUCCUAAAAAGGUGAGGAAUUCAUGGGCUUGUAACAUGGAAAAAUAAUUGUAAGUGUAGUUUCAGGGAAGAACAUGCCGAAUAUAACAGCCGAAGAAGGAAGGGACAUGAGGCUGUAAUGUCUUUUUUGUUCCCAUUUCUUUCAGGAAGUCACAGCUAGGAGUGGUGGGUGGACAUAUAACUGUCUGUUAGCCCUUUUAUGUUUUUCUGAAUGAAGUGGGAGCUAAUGCUAGAUUCUUUUCCUGAUACAUAAUUCAUAUGUACACUUACCCCACUAUAAUGAUCACAAAUGUUUACAACUAUCUGAAUCGUGUGAUUGCAAAGUAGAACUCAUAUGAUUGAUACUGAUGAUGUAAUGUGUUAUCUGCAGUAUAUCUCAAUUUUGAACGUGACAUGUACUGUAUGUAUAUGCAAAAAUUGAGCUUUUUGUCAA